GACGAAGUGGACGGACGGUCAGUCGGUCGGUUGGUCGGUCGGUCGGUCUCGCUGCUCUCGAACCUCUCGAGUCUUUUUCCGACGCGGCUGCGAGUCGGGCUCCGUUUUGAAACGCGCAAUUGCGACAAUAUGGCGGAACGCGCACUCACGCCGGCACCGAUCUCGCAGUGAUCCUCGCGCUCGGUACCUCGUAGUGUGGAAACGCGUGCAGAACGCACGCCAGCGCGCACGUCCGAGUCUCCUCACACACGCGAACGCCGGUCGCGCAUCGCAUCUAUACAAAAUAUAUACAUAUAUACACAUCUCUCCCUUUCUCUCUCUCUCUCUCUCUCUCUCUCUCGGAAGUACCACGAUCUCCGUGUAUCCCGCGCACUCCGGAUAUCUCGCGCUCUCGCGAAACACGCACGGCGCGCUCCUCGGCGCCGACCUCGAGUUAUUAUCGAUCAGCGUCCCGUCCCGUGCCGGUGGCGAUGUGCCGCCGCGGAUGAUGGAGCUGACGCUGCUGUCGCGCGACCCCUUCGUCGACCAGGCCGCGUCUCCGCGACAACACGUUCGCUGUUGAGCAAGUGGAAGUGCAUCGCCCGACGACCCGCGGACGACCAGCGGCGACGCUUCGUGUCCGCCCGUCCGGUCGCCGUCCGAGAGUGCAGCGGGUGCAGUAAGCGCCCGAGCAGGAGAUCCGUAGACCAUGCCAGGGCCAGGGGCGGAGUGGUGACCUAGACCUCAUCCCGGCUCCGACCCUCGAUGCUUACGCUACGGCUGGUGUCGACUCACUUCCUGAAGCAGCCAUAGGCAGUGCCCUUUGCCUUAGAGAAAGGGCUCGAUGCGAUGUGCCGUGAUAGGGACAUGAACCCAGAACUACUAGUCGAGUCGCACGAUCUCCGCUCAACGGCGUCGCCGUCGCCGUCGUCGUAAAUAAUAACAAAUAAAAUAAUAAUAAUAAAACGAAGAAAAAAGCGUACACGGUCGUUCGAAAUUUUCACGCGCACGCAAGAAGGACUUUUUCUUCUUCUUCGACGGCCCUUCUAUCUCUCUCUCUCUUUCUCUCUCUCUCUGUACUGCGAGAGUACUCUCUCGCGCAUAUACAUAUAUACAUAUAUAUAUAUUACACAUAUACACACCACACUUAGCCCCCACGAGUCGUUCCUUGCCCUUCCAACCACGAAGACAAACAAGAGGGCGACUUCUCUUUUCAUAUUAUUCCGAGAUAAAUUAAAAUCCCGAGACGUACGGAACGGGCUAUUCUGUCAAGCGAGGAAGUGUGUAUAUACGCGAUCUCGCGUUCGGUACUCGCGGUAUUCGACAUAUAAAUCCGUGAUCCCAGCCGCCGGAACUGGCCGGAUUGACGGUGCACGAUCAGAACACGGAAGAGACGACGUUAUCAGUACGUAUUCACGGCAAAUCCAGACGGCGGGAAGAAAGAAGGGAGGAGCAGGACGAGGCACCUGCCACGCUGAGCUCAGUGUACUUCAACCUGUGGAGGGUCGCGAGAGAGUGCAUUUGCGGCAGCAGGUCGCGGCGCAGACAAAGUGGGAUGAGACGCCCUCAGCAAGAACAUCUCCAUCAUCAUCACCACCAUCAUCAUCACCAUCAUGGAUCCUCAACAAGUCCCACGUGCUCUCGUCAAACGCAUGAUAAGUACUCGAAAAUGCGCAAGGCCUAGGCGGCCUAACACAUCCGCGUCGCUCGCGUUUCAGGACGAGUCUCGUCUCGCUCGCGUGAAGCGUGUCCUGGCAGGUUCGCUGUUGGGCCGCGGUGCUGGCUCCAGCAGGAUCUUCGGCACCCGGCUGGAGCUGGUCGAGUCGUAUCUCGACACGGGUGUACCGUACGUGGUGCACCGGCUAUGCAGCUACAUCGAGGUACACGGCUUCCAGAGCGCGGCGGUGUUCCGCCUGUCAGGCGGCAGUCCCCGGCUGGCGGAGCGGCUGAGGGCGGCCUUCGAGCGACGGGGUGAUGCCGAUCUGGAGGCAGCCGGGUGUCCGCCGACCGCCGCGACCCUCCUCCGUCAAUAUCUGAAGGAAUUGCCGCAGCCGGUCGUACCAUCCACCGUCGUCAGCAGACUCCUUAACGCUCACACUCAAGACUAUUCGAACGAUCACGACUCGUGGAUCACCUCGACGAAGGAGCUGCUGUCGACGCUGCCGUCCUCGCAUUAUCGUCUGCUCGGCUACCUGGCGAUCUACCUUAGCCGAUACGAGGCGCAACACGGACGGAGCGCCGGAGUCUGCGGUGUUUUCGCUCCCGUUAUCCUGCCCCACGUGCCGCCCGCGACCACCCUCCUGCGGGACAUCCUGGCCGAGGCGCUGGUGCUGUUUCCCGACUGUAUCCGUGAGAAUACGGUGAACGGCUUGGUACCUGUCGGCGACUGCAAGAUCUGCAAGGAUACGAGAGACGAGCCGAAGGACUCUGAGGGUGCGUCUCUGCUCUGCUCGCUGAAACCGCGUAAGCGCAAGGAGCGGCGCGAGUCCUGCUGCCAAGAACGGAAGCUAAUAAGGAGCAGCAGCGAGGAACGUGUUCUUGACAGUCCCACCGACGUUGCAGAUACGAUCAGACGUGUGAGUAGCCACGAAGAUUUCAAUAGCCAGGAACAUUUGCACAUUUUAUCGCAACUCGGUCAAGACAUGGGUCACGGCGUGAGAUGUGGCGGAUUACCACUCCACGAGAGAACCAACGUUUCACCGGUAUCGAAAAAAUCGUCAUCGGUGCCGACACCGUGCGAAGUGGUUGUGGCGACUGAAAAAUAUGAUUGUGACGCUGAGAGAUUGAGAAACAGCGAACGCUUCAGCAGAAGUAUCACCCCGAGAGGCAGAAGACAAGCGCGCAGAAGAAGAGUGCAUAGAGUUACGGAUACUGACCAGAAUUCUAAGGAAAACGAAGAGGAGUCUGAGAAUAUGUAUAUUUCAAAUAUGUCACCGACUCCUAACAGCUCGCCGGCUCAAAGCUUUCUAGAGAUGUUGAGUAGCGGACCGAGCAGAUCACCUUCGCCAGCUCGUCCGCCUACCGUUGAUCACGAGGACGCAAAUAAUCCCAGUUUGACGAAUUGGGGCUUUCAACAUUUGGAAGGAAACGAAGAAGCCGUGGACGCUCGAGUGGAAGCUAUGCUCUCGCCGAGAAACUCGCUGUUGCUUCCUAGGAGAUUUUACUCCGAAGAGGAGAUACAAUCGAACACACUUAGCCCGUCAGAAAUGGGACUGAAGAAUCUUGCGAAGCACAUUAACGGCCUCAAGAAAAAGAUCAAGAAGUACGAAGACGAAUUUGAAGAGAACUUUGGAUAUCGACCGAGUCAUUCUGACAAAAUGAGUAACCGCGACAUCAAACGGUUAUGCACGGAGCUGAAUAAAUUGCGGAAGGAACACAAGUUACUGAAGGAAGAUCCAAUAGGUGCGUUACUGGCCAACGCUAAUAAUCGACUGAACACUACCGGCAGUCCCAUAAACAACAACAAUGGCCAUGAGAAAUCCCGGGCGACGUCGAUAGAAGAGGUGGUCAAAGAGGCGGAGAAGAAACUCAACGAGAAACGCAUUAAAUAUAAUCGGCCCGAUAACAUGGAGGAACUCAGUUAUGAACAAUUAGUAGACGAAAAGACGGCCGUGCAAAAGGCAUUGCUCCAUAUUGAGAAUACUUUUGGCAGGCCAGUGUCUAAGGAAGACAGAACGGUUGUACGGCCAUUAUACGAUCGGUACAGAACCUUAAAAAGACUGCUCAUCAGAGCGGGCGCGAGCAAAAACAAGGACAGCGUUUCGGAACUGGCUACGAUUUUAGAGCACGAAACAAUGGAUUUUACGUCGUCUAGUCUGCCAGGAAAUGCCGUAGAGGCUGAGAGAAGAGCCAGCGAGCCUGACAUGUCGCAUCGAGGUAUUUUGGACUGUAUCGAUCCCGUGGAUCAAUUGCCAACUGAUAGCGAUAGUCAGCAUAGCAGUAGCGAAGGUAGUCGCGGUGCCGGUGAAAGCCUUCACGCUCUUCCCCAAGAAGAAUUAUUAAUACAACAACGAAGUACUCGAGAGGAAAAGAAACGACUUCGUAGAGCACUGAAGGAACUAGAAGCGCAGUUUGAGGCCCGAGCUGGCCGUCGUAUGCAACGCGAGGAUCGUGGACCGCAAGUCACCACUGUGUAUGAAUCCUACAAGCAGGCAAAAGCGAAACUGAGACUGAUCGACGCCCUCAUAGCCAAGAAAGCUUGACGUAGUAUUUAAUUCACAAGCAACAGCGAACUGAUUUGAACAACAUUGUUGAAACUUAAGCAAUCUUUGAAUGUCUGUUGCACCAUGCAGGCACAUUCAUCACCGCAAUUUCUGUAUUGUGCGGUAUAUUGAUUCAAAAGGCCUGAAGAAGCAAUAUCUGCUGAAGCGAAAAACACUAUUGUAACGUAACGAGAAUCUAUCGUCCAGAAUCAAAAGCUUUUGAGAACACAAAAGAACGUGCAAGUGGAUAAUACUUGCGAGUGUAGGAUUUACUUCCUUUUCGUAAGUAUAUCCGCUGUAUGCAGUUUUCUUUCGAUCGCAGAUUCCGUUCACGCGUUACAACACUGAAGAAAUAAUACCGAAUGUUUUCAAUGUUAAAGUAACGCAUCUUUUUUACAUCGUUUUUGAUCAACAUAAUCGAUAUGUUGAAAAGUAACGCAUAAACGGACAACUUAUAGUGAGCAAUGUCUACAAAAUAAAAGCAUGAUAUCAUGGUAGUACAUUUGAACUCUCUUAAUCUCUAAUAAUUCUACAGCAUAAAAUGAUUAUUACGAUGUGAUAUAUCGUAAUUGUUCGACGAAAUAAUCGCGUAUCUUGUACACCGGUUUACUUUAUAUUUAACGCGUUCGUUUGCAAUGGAAGAUUUCCAUUUGUCCUCCAUUCAUUUCACCGCGUAUGCAACAUUAGGAUACACUUUUGACGUUAACGAGAAACUGAAUGUUUAUUUUGAUAUAUUUACAAUUUAUAAAAUUGAUCGGUUACAAAUAUAUAAAAAAAUGUACUUAUAUUUUAUAUAUAUAUAUUUGUUGCAAAUAUUUCUAAACUUGUUUGUACUUAAAGUGUCAAGUUUUAUAACGGUUAAUGCAAGAACAGAUAUCGAACGAACAAGGCUCGACUUGUCAUUUUUAAUCGUUAAGACAAAUCAAGAUCUUUCCGGCAGAUAACGUGUAUCGUACGAUUAUGAGAAACAUGCCAGAUAGUAAUUUAUUUCACCAAUCAAAUAUAUUUUAUUUUCGUAUUUAUAUUUUGAAAAAAAAAGAUUUAUUUUUUGUUUCAUCGUUGAGAGGAGCAUCUUGUUUAAUCAUACCGUGCGUAAUGUCGGUUGAAUUUUUCUUACUUUGACGAUAAUUAUUGUAUCGAUAAGACUUAAAAGAGAAAUGAUAGAAGAGAGCGGGUAUCCAUAUAAUGAUUAACGUUUAUAGUGGGCCCGAUAUUUAUUUUAUCACAUCUUAAAGUAAUCGCUGAAGUCUAACGCUGAAAGAGUAAAGAACGAAUCUGUGGGGUUACUCGUAAUAUAUAAGUACCUUGUAAGAGAUAUCACAUGUUGUAAUAUUGUAGAGUACUAUAAAAUGUUACGAACUUAAUAAGCGUAUUAAAAGAGAAAGAAAGAAAAAGAAUAUUCACUAAGAGAAGCUCGUUGAUUUUUGCGUUUAUAUUUUUGUACAAGUACGAUUUUAAGGCCGUUCGCAAUGUAUACACACACAACCGACUACUAUCGUAAAAACGCCUUAAAAUUCCACUUGGAUCGAUUUUUUCAGAAUAGAAUCUCGAGAAUCAAGGGUGCUAAUGGCUUGAGUUCUACCGCAUGCCGACUAAUACGAAAGAAAUGCUUUGCGAAUCUCAUUGAUCAUGAGUUGCAACCGCGCCGAAGGGGUUUUUUUUUCUCAUUUUACCACGACAUAGUGACAAAAUCAGCCACAUUUCAGAAUUGAAAAUUUCAAUAUAUAAACGAGAUAUAAAAGCAAUCAAUGAUUUUGACUCAUUCAGUAUCAAGCAGGAAAUAAAAAAUCGGCGAGUAAAUUUGCCAAUCUUGCGUAUUUAUGGGUAAAAUUAACGUUUUUGAAAAUAAUGAUACAUCGGUGGCAGCCGCUUGUGAACACAUAAAUGCGAAAUACGUGUCCGUUGUAAUUAACAAAAAUGAGUAAGUAACGAAAAAAAGGAAAGAACAAGACAAUUUUUUAGACCAAAGCAUUUUUUAGUCUGUGAUAUAAUGAGAGAUAUAUUUGCGUUAAGAUGGGAGAAUGUGUGUGUGAAGUACUCGGUUCCGUUUCUGUUUCCUUCUUCUUUUUGUGAAAAAAAAUUUUGUAGAAGACCGAGAUAAAGAGAGAUGUGAUUUUUCCGCCAUUUUCUUUGCAGAGAGUGAUUGAAGUCGGCGAUAUCUUUCAGAAGAUCCUACAGCGAUGGCGAUAGCAUAAAUAAAGCAGAGUCCUUUUUCGAGAGAACGGUUGGAGACAGAGUAAUCACGGAGAGCUUAAGAAAAAGUGAACAAAUGAAUUUUUCAUACGCGCGCCAAUGAUCGAAAUACACAUGAAAAUAAAAAUUGAAAUAAGAAACUCAGCAAGGCUGUACCACUUUGUGUAUUUGGUCGAUCCUUGAAAUUAAUUAGUCUCUUAUCUGCUGCCGUUUAAUUACUUCUUCAUAGCAACAAAAAUGUAUGACACUAUAGGAGCACUUUUGUCACCGCGACAAGAUUAUUUUUCACAUUUCGUCGCGGAAUUGUUGUCCUCCAUCCGUACUGCCAAAAGGACUGCGCUGUUCACGAGAGAAAAUUAAUUUUGUAUUUGAUGCCCACAGGAAUGUUUUUAUUUCUCGCGGGUGCACCUAAGUCGCGCCCCUCCACUAGUAAGAAAGAGAGAGAGAAAGCAAAUUAGUAUUAUCGUAGAUCUAAGAUAACAUUUUAUAUUAACGUUAACUAAGGUAUAUUUUGUAGCGGAUAGUAUCUUUAAUGCGUAUAAGGAUAGAUCGCGUGAUUCUGUGUAGACGCUUUGACAGGAAGAAAGAGAGAGAGAGAGAGACAGAAGCAGGAAUAAUUUAGAAGAGAAGACGGAACAUAGAGGGAGGCAAGAACAUUUUAUUUAACGAAGCUAAGAGACAAGCUAGAUCACAAAUUGUUUAAUUAGUACUUAAAAAAAUGAACAUUGCUAAAUAUUUCGUGCGGAUCUACGAACAUAUCUAGAGAGAUUAGAAUCUUACGACAGAGAGAAAGAAAAAAGUGUAAAAAAAAAACGGAAAUCAGUAACGAUUGGAACAAUUUCUCUUGGAUAUCGUCGUACGUAGCUGCAGCUGACAAUUACAAUCGACCGUGAGAGCCGCGACGACGAGAAAUCCGUCUCUAACGGGAGUCCUAAGAAAAACCACCUUCGGCGUUUAUACACACAUGUUGAUUCUGUAUAUACAUAUAUAUAAAUAUAUUAUAUGUAUAGAGGUAUACACACACAUACACAAGGCGGAAAGUUGCGUAUACAUGAAUUACAUAAAAUCGUAACACACAUACAUUAUUAUGGGGUAGCAGGCAGAAUCGAAUAAAAUGGAAUAUGAUCUGCUGGAAA
Messenger RNA from Solenopsis invicta (red fire ant), 7510 nucleotides. Its product is annotated as protein FAM13A. The record is from RefSeq and is a predicted model, not a curated record. NCBI's taxonomy places the organism in Eukaryota, Metazoa, Arthropoda, Insecta, Hymenoptera, Formicidae. Gene Ontology annotation, biological process: signal transduction. The transcript has 12 exons. The coding region runs from base 1593 to 4181 and encodes 862 amino acids.